AUGCCAACAAUUGAAGUUGAGAUAGAUAGUGAUAUAAUCCAAUCAAGCACCUCGCAAUUUAGUGAAACAAAUGAUGAUGACGGUGUUUACUGGCAAAACAAAAAAAAUAGAAUGAUGGACAUGGAAGUUCAUGUCCUCGGAGAAGAGGUCGCGGCCACCUACGUAUUAGUGACCAAAUCGUUUUUCAGCGAUACAUACAUCACAGUUGUAGUACAAAUCAGAUGGAUUUAUAUCAACGCAUGCUUCGUGAGCCAGGAUUGUGACGCAUCCAUGAUGCACUUGCUGGUGUGCGUUACCCCAGCAAAAUAA
Arctia plantaginis is the source of this 309-nucleotide messenger RNA. Lineage: Eukaryota; Metazoa; Arthropoda; Insecta; Lepidoptera; Erebidae. The record is from the annotation of a GenBank genome assembly.